ACAGCACGCACGAGCAAAGACAGCACGGGCCCAGUCCGGACUGCCAACUAAAAACAUUUUGGAUCCAAAAUCUGACAUUCCUGUAGUUUGUAAAUGUUUCAUUCCUGAGGCGGAAUUUCCUGAACUUACUUCCGCUUUCGCUCUGAAGGCGGGGGUGUGUUCCUGCUGCCGCGCGAGCCCCACCCUCCGCUGUUGUUGUUUUGAUUAUUAAUAACAGUCGCGCUCUGUGGCUCGUGCUGUCAACCGUUGAGUAGGUGCCGCCGAGAGUUGGCUCGCCGCGCGCAUGCAGCAGAAUGGCUCGAGUGGUUCCAACGGCUCUGACGGCUGCGGCAGCAGGGAUCGUCCGGCUCCGUCCUUCAGCCCGCUGCCCGCCGCCACGACGCGGGUGAGGCGCUUCAUUCAGGAGAGACGGACGCUGCCUCUACCCAGAGUGAUGGUGGUGUUCUCGGCGGCGGGGGACACCGAGAAACCGGGCGAUGCCAUGUCCAGCGCGGACUCUGCUGCGGAGGACGAGUUCCGAAAGCCGGCCUCCCCAGCACCGAGCUUCAGCCUCGGCACGCCGCUCCGAUCCUCGCUCAACACACCGGAGCAGGAGUUUCCAGAGGUCAUCUCUCUGAACGUUGGGGGCACAUACUUCACCACCCGCCUGUCCACACUGCGGCGAUACGAGGACACCAUGUUGGCCGCCAUGUUCAGCGGGCGUCACUACAUCCCACGUGAUGCUGAGGGACGCUACUUCAUCGAUCGGGAUGGAGCAUAUUUUGGGGACAUCCUGAACUUCCUGCGAGAAGGCGAGCUUCCCCACAGGGACCGGGUGCGGGCAGUGCACAGAGAAGCUCAGUACUACUCCAUCGGCCCACUGCUGGACAGCCUGGAGGACACUCAGCCUCUCACAGGGGAGAAAGUCCGACAAGCUUUCCUCGAUCUGCUGCCCUACUACAGAGACAAUCUGGAGCGUAUCGUGGAGAUUGCCAAACUGCGGGCCAUGCAGAAGAAGGCACGGUUCGCCAAGUUGAAGAUCUGCGUCUACAAGGAGGAGAUGCCCAUCACGCCAUAUGAGCGUCCACUUUUUAACUCUCUGCGUUUUGAGCGCUCGGACAGCGAGGCCAAGCUCUUCGAGCACCACUGCGAGGUGGACGUUUCCUUCGGACCCUGGGAGGCGGUGGCGGACGUUUACGACCUGCUGCACUGCAUCGUCAGUGACCUGGCCGAGCGCGGCAUCACCGCCGAGCAGCAGUGUAUCGGCGUCUGCGACAAGCACCUUAUCAACCAUUACUACUGCAAGAGGCCCAUCUACGAGUUCAAGAUCACAUGGUGGUGAAGCUGGAGGGAGAAAGUUGGGGCUGAUGGGACCAAAAAGCAAAAGGAUGGAUGUUUCAUUUUUACUAGAACUCGGCCGAUAUUGGUUUUUGUAUUGAAGUUGCCAAUAUUUUGUGCUGAUGUCUUAAAAUGUGACCCUUUAAAUCAUGCUUCAACAUGUAAGUAAUCUGUUUCCCCUAAAAUUUUUCUUUCUUUUUAAAAUGAAACCCCCCCCCCCAAGCACACAAAUUAGGUACACCCAGCCUAUAACAGUCCUGCAAUAAAUCUUUAAAUUUGCAUUUUAACUUGCAUAAAGGGCGGAGUUAUUGCGGGACUGUUGUAUUAUUGACUGCAGCAGUUUUAGCCUGGUGUACCUAAUAAACUGGACACAGAGUGUAAAUACCAAAGCACUGCUAGGCCUUUUAAGAGCAACAUUAACACCCCUUUAAAAAUCCUGUUUUUACUCACCUCCAGUGGUUUAACUUCUCACCUUGAUGCAGUGAUGUAACGGUGUACUCCAGGACGUUGUGACAUCACUGUAAGGCGUGGUUACAGGUGCAGCCAAGCACACCUGUGACCACACACCCAACAGUAAUGAAGAAGACGUGAAACAGUUUUAACUCUGAACCAGAGAGGAAAAAUACUGCUGUUCAGUCGGUAAGUUAUCUAUCAUUAAAUUCUGAUAUUUAGGAAGCAGGGCAUAUUUCAAGGUUUGGUGGCGCUUAGAGUCCAACACACAGUCACUGUGGUUACACUCAGGUUGAAGCAAAAACACAAAGCAAAAAUGAUACCCCUCAGGUUGCAGCUACGUGUGCAAAACGCGAGUGAAAGGUCGGCCAUUAUGCAGCGUCUGCAAACAGCUGAGUAUGAUUUCUAUCUGUGGGACACAUCUGAAACGGAUGAUUUAAAGCUGGAGUGCAGAUCUUAAGUCUCCCUCCUCUGGCAGUGUGAGUAUUGUUUAGACUACACGACAUUUUUGUCUGUUAUUAUUAGAGUUAUUAAGGUAGUUAAUUCUAAGGCUGUGUAACGAUACUAAUCCAGUACUCUUAAAACGAUACCGACACCAACUGAGUACUUCAUUCCAUACAUUAAAACUUUAUUAAUAACCUGGGCUUUUAUUGGUUCAAUCACUGAACUCAACUGGUGUAUAUUUGGGACAGGUGUCUGUAGGCGACAGGCCUCACUCAAGAAAGAUGGGAAAUACGAUCAGAUUGUUUAUUUAAACAGUAUGAAUAUUACUUAAAAAAAUUAGGCUAUGCAAUAACAUAUCUGUUAGGAAUCAUUCAUUUGAUCUUGCUCUGAGACACACACACAUACACGCAGUCACGAUGGUUGUUUUACGGCACCUGGCGUACACAGGCGCACCAACACAACACGUUUCUCUAUCCUGUUAAAACAAUGCUCACAACUUGGAAUCAUUUUUUUUAAAAAACCCAUCUUGGUUCUUUUGAUUAGUGAAACCUUAAAGACUUAAGGAAUAUAAAUAAUACAGGUUCAUCUGUCUUGUUCAUCUGUCUGCCGGUAAAUCUGAAUGAAUCUGAAUUCUACUUUGGUGCUCAUGCUUAUCUUAAAAUAAACUGAACGACUGAAUUGCAGAGAAUCUAGUGGAGCUAACGAUGUGUAGCAGUUUAAACAUUUAUGCAGCUAACUAACUUUAGCUCAUGUAGCCGACAACCUGGCGGGUUUUAUAAGGUUUUAUAUCCAAAGAUCUAUAAAAAUGAACUGCCUCACAGUGGCAGCCUGACGUGGCGUCUCACUGUGACUAGUGUUUAGUUGUGGAAACGUGUAGCAAAGAAAAACGGACUCAUCGUUUCAUCAGGGCUUUUAAUUAAAUUUAAAUAAAUUUUUGGUUUUAUGUUAUUUGAUUUUUUUGAGUGGUUGAGGGGUUUUUUUUUUAAGUUUUAUUUAUUUAGGUUUUUUGUUUUGUUUUAUUUGAGUUUUUUUUGAGUGGGUGGGGGGGUUGAGAUUUUUUAAUUAUUUUAUUUCAUUUUAUUUUGAGUCUUUUUGUUUGUUUUUGAGUGUUUGGGUGGGUGGGGUUUUAUUUAUUUUUUAUUAUUAUUAUUAUUUAAGUUUUUAUAUCAUUCUGUAGCUUCCCAGUGGAGUUUCUUAUGUUAUCAAAUUCAACUAUUCAAAUUUCAGAUGAAUUACAUGUUUUGGUAUCAAAAUGCUGUUUUCCCAAACCCUCCUAACAACAUGACCUGACUUAGGAUUCUGCGUGAUGUCAUAGUUGCCUCUCCGUGGCUGAGCCAAGCCGUCUUUUGAGAAUUGCGCAUUUUCAUUCUUCCAAAUUAGCUUUGUAGUAGCUCUUAAACAGGCACAGAACCUGAGCAAUGUGCUGCAGUGGACGCCAUGUUAGUUUGGAUCCAACACCAACUAACUAAUGGAGGCGGCGGUAGACCAGCAGCUCCCGUGUUCUGCGAGGUAAAAUUGACAUUUUUGUCAAAGGAGUCCGGUGGCUUGGAAGAGAGAAAUAUAACAGCUUCAUUUCCCUUUUGGAGAAGUCUUCAUUCAUUCAUCCUCUUGAGGGUCGCGGGGGGGCUGGAGCCUAUCCCAGCUGACAUCGGGCGAGAGGCAGGGUACACCCUGGACAGGUCGCCAGACUAUCGCAGGGCUGACACAUAGAGACAAACAACCAUUCACGCUCACAUUCACACCUACGGACAAUUUAGAGUUACCAAUUAACCUAGUCCCCAAUCUGCAUGUCUUUGGACUGUGGGAGGAAGCCGGAGUGCCCGGAGAGAACCCACGCUGACACGGGGAGAACAUGCAAACUCCACACAGAAGGGCUCCCACGCCCGGAAUCGAACCGGCAACCCUCUUGCUGUGAGGUGAGAGUGCUGACCACCACACCACCGUGCCGCCCCUUUUGGAGAAGUCUCUUUGACAAAAAUAUUACACCGACUAUGAAUAAAUAUCUCAUACAACCCCACUUCACAAAAUCUGAACCCUUUAGUUACUGUUUUUAUUCUCAGCGCUCUAACCUACGUCACUGCUUUUUGCUAACGUCUUAGUUUCCAUUUGAAAAACUGAGUAAAGAACGCAGGUGGUGUCAAUCUUUAAGGCACAUAACCUCAUCUCAAAAAAGGUCUUCUUAGGCUUCAAAUAAUUUUUUCUUUUACGUGUAACUACAGAGACUGUGUGCUGGAGAUCUGUGGCUGAACGCUUCUCUGAUGGAGACAAACUGACGACAGAUUCAGGCUGCAAAAAUGUGGAACUAAAAAGAAAUUCUGAAAUGACUGUCACAUCAGAAGUGGUAGCAUCAGCGUAUAUCUAAUUUAAAAGCCAAUUCUGCCCAUUGUCCUAAAUGUUUAAUUUUUUAUAUAUAUAUAAUUUACCACAUUGACUUUUUCCUAGCUUUGCCCUGACCUUGACUGAUAUGUGACUGUGGGCAUUUCCAGAACAAAGAAGUGAAGGAGUGAAUAUUAAAUAUUGUAAGUAGUCAGAAGUCAAAUGUGUAUUUUUGAGGACUAAGUUUAGUUUCAGGAUGCAGAUGAAACUGUGAGCCUGUUCCUUUUUGGAUCAACAGAGUAUAUUUUAAUUAUGCAACCUCCUGAGGAGCGUGUUUUUAAAGAUCUGAGAGCAUUUAGGGCGGUGUCCGUUUUGUCUUCACAUUUUACUUGUGACUUAAAGUUUCAGGGGACUGAAGGUAGCUGACGUUGUUACACACUAAUGCAGAAAUACAGUUGUUUACACAUUGUCCAUUGUUUCUUAGUUAGAACAUGUAUAAUUAUUAUAGUCACUGUCACAGAGAGAAUUUUCUUAUUUCAUGUUGACUUUCAUUCCACCUUUUUUCCAACUAUAAGACGUUGACUGAAGCUGCAACAUAGCGAUAAAGGCUGAGCUAAAUGUUAUUUCCUACUGUACUUGAUAAUGAAGCACUUUGUGAUUGUAACCAAUAUUUUUUUGUUUACCUCAAAUGAAAGUAUCAGAUAAACAAUGAUAGAGAGCAACAGCGCCGGCAUCAGUUCAUCUAUAACAUGCUUAUUAUAACAGAUAAUGCAGGAAAGAUGCUACAACACUAAUUAACAUGGUUACGUUUGCAUUGUUUUUAUAUUGUUAUUUAUCUGUUUGUGUUAGCUUCCAGGAAGCAAAAGUUCUGUCGUAUUAUUUGGGUUUAGUUUGCAGUGAAAAAGAAAUGUCAUUUUUAUUAUUUAUGGUAAAAGUAAAAA
This is a messenger RNA of Epinephelus fuscoguttatus (brown-marbled grouper), 5468 nucleotides long. It is a transcript of the gene kctd7, whose product is annotated as potassium channel tetramerization domain containing 7. NCBI's taxonomy places the organism in Eukaryota, Metazoa, Chordata, Actinopteri, Perciformes, Serranidae. The record is from RefSeq and is a predicted model, not a curated record. Gene Ontology annotation, molecular function: protein binding. The transcript has 4 exons. Bases 284 to 1321 code for a protein of 345 amino acids. Gene Ontology annotation, biological process: protein homooligomerization.